Molecule: messenger RNA, 1185 nt
Organism: Alternaria atra
Lineage: Eukaryota; Fungi; Ascomycota; Dothideomycetes; Pleosporales; Pleosporaceae
Exons: 2
Coding region: 1-1185 (394 amino acids)
Source: RefSeq, a predicted model, not a curated record
AUGGAUCCCCCGGCCCCCAGCUCCACUCGUAAUGGCAACGUAAACACCAGUGCCUUCAAUUACGACGAAUUCCAGGACGACAGAUGUGAUGUCGACGAUAUAGCCGAAGCUGCCAGGAAUACACUUGCUGGACGGGCACAACAAAGACAGGCACUAAGAGAGGGUACCCAUGCAGAUGACGAUGCUGCGAUAGCAGCACAGAACGCGCGUAUCAUCGCCCACGAACGUGUGAAUCUGUUAGAGAGAAUAGCCCAUGUCAAAGCGGUGGUGGAGCGCUCGCUAUUCAACAACGGUGCCCCACCGCUUAUAAGAGGUUUCGGCCAUGCAGACGAAGAUGACGAUGAAGACGAAGACGAAGAUGUUCAGCUAGCACAACCAGCCGUUCGUUCCGAGACCUACGAGCGUGCAGCGAGGUUGGUUCGGGAAAAUGCACGACGAGGAUCGGAGGAACGCCAGCGAUUCGUCGACCAGCAUCGUCGCGCCAAAACCCGUCUCCCAUCUCGUCUUACUGUGCCGACAGCUUCCCCUUACGUACCUGUGAAAUAUGGCAACCAAGCAGUCUACGACCUCAGCAAAGCAGUCGGAUUCCCAACAUACGAUGCUCAUCCUCCCAGCCUCAACGGACAAUUUAUCCCACAAUCACUACAACUACAACCACACGAGGCGAUACACCCACCGACGCCACCACGUACCUCUAGAAACACGCCUCUCCGGCCCGAAAGCUCUCCAUUCAAUAGACAAGCACCACUUCCAUCAACGCCGCCGUCGUUCGCCCACAACGAUAAUCCUUCUUCAUGGGACAGCUCCCUGCUCAACGGAAGCCCUGCGCAUAUCUACGGAAACGCAUUCGCCCAAAAUCCAUUCGGUCAACACUACGUGAACCCAUUCGUCCGUCCAGAUACAGCUGAUAGGUCAAACGUCUUACCCCCAGCACAUGGAGUUCGGAUUACACCUAAAGCCGCUUUGUUUGCACUUGAAAGAGAGUUUCAAGAAGCUAGACGAGCCGCAUCGGGUCGCGAACCUCUGUCGGGUCCUCGUCCUUCAAAUCAGAGUGGUGGGCGUGAGGGGGAUGGGAAUAGGCGUCAUUCCCAUCCGGGUGGAAGAAAGGAGCAUAAGGGUAGAGGGAGGGGAGGACCUAGAUCUGGACUCGGACCUGGAUCGGAUGGACCGUUUGGGGAAUACUGA